This is a messenger RNA of Microplitis demolitor, 4453 nucleotides long. Its product is annotated as homeobox protein OTX1 B. Gene Ontology annotation, cellular component: nucleus. The record is from RefSeq and is a predicted model, not a curated record. The transcript is spliced from 4 exons. Bases 219 to 1634 code for a protein of 471 amino acids. Gene Ontology annotation, biological process: regulation of transcription by RNA polymerase II. Lineage: Eukaryota; Metazoa; Arthropoda; Insecta; Hymenoptera; Braconidae. Gene Ontology annotation, molecular function: RNA polymerase II cis-regulatory region sequence-specific DNA binding; DNA-binding transcription factor activity, RNA polymerase II-specific.
CCACUAUCUCCCAAGAAGGCCCAUAGGUUUACAAGGCCCUAAAAACUAUUUAGGUAAGUUCCUUGAGAGGGAACCUGCAGUUUGCUCGAGACUCUCGGUUUAUACGCAUCGUUUGUUAAAUUUACACUAUAACCGAGAACCAUUUUUACUAGUGAAUAGUUUUGUUAAAGACAAAACUAUAUGUUACCAUUUAGACAUAAGUUUAUUAGUUAUUCAAAAUGAUGACUAUGGACCAGCGAAAUAGUGCGAUUAAAGUGGAGGACUAUCUGGAUCGAUAUUCGUAUCCAGACACCAAAGAAAAUCUGUCAACGGCGAAGCCGUUUGACCCAACAACGACGACUCGCGAAGAGCCGUACUGGUGGUGCGAGGGUGGUUACAGUGGUAACGAGAUUGAAAAAGAUAAGAGUGCAGCAGUGGCGGCGGGUGAGCUAGCUUGCAUACAGGCCUACGUGAACAUGGCGGGGUAUGUGAUGAAGGCAGGCGCCCUGACCGGAGGUUCCCAAUAUCAUCCACACAGCCAUCACGGUAUGGGAGUUGGUUCACACCCUCAUCCACAUUCACAUCCUCAUCUGGGUGCUCCUCAUCCCGGUUUAGGAUCGCCAUUUGCUCUUGCUACACAUGGACAUCCUCAUGGCCAUCCACUUGAUCAUGGACUUGGUGCCUUUCCUCAGGGUGUUACGCAAAGAAAACAAAGAAGAGAACGCACGACGUUCAGCAGAGCACAAUUAGACGUUCUAGAAGGAUUAUUUACAAAAACAAGAUACCCAGAUAUAUUUAUGAGAGAAGAAGUCGCCAUGAAGAUAAGUCUGCCCGAAUCACGAGUGCAGGUUUGGUUUAAGAACCGCCGAGCAAAGUGUCGGCAGCAAUUGCAACAACAACAGCAGCAACAACAAGGCCAGCAGCAGCAACAAGGCCAGCAGCAGCAACAGCAACAUCAGUCUCAAACAACACCAUCAAAAGCAUCCUCAAGAUCAAGCCAGCCGACGAAUCAGUGCGCGAAUAAACCACAAGCACAGCCGGCAUCGAAUAGUCAAACAACAGGAACGACGGGAACAGGAGCUGUACAAAAUCGUCGUGCAUCAUCGGGAUCACCACCACGUGGCAAAGAAGCACCCGCUUCAAAUUCAUCACCCCUUAUGUCAACCAACGCAACAACAUAUCCACGAUUGGGUGCAACUCCAACUGGCGGAAGUGGUGCAAGCAGCGCACUAACAACACCGUCACCGCCAUUAACACCAGGCUCAAGUCAGCUCCCACCAUCGUCAUAUCCACCACCAAUUAAUCAAAUUCAUCACAGUGACUACGGCUUCCCGUGGAGUUCAGCGUCGCCUGGUAACGCCGCCAGCCAGUGUUACGCCGCCGGUCAGACGGCUUACAACAGCUAUCAGAAUCAUUAUGCAUCUGGUGAUUAUUAUCAAUCACAACUGUCUCACAUGCAUCACAGUCCUCAGAGUAAUUACCAUCACCAUCAUCAUCAUUCUCAGUAUCAUCCCAACAUGUCUCUAACAUCUUCAAUGUCGCAUUUAGGUCAUCAUCAUUUAAAUACAACCGCUAAUGAUAUGUCUGCCUCAUCGCCAGGUGAUUCCUCAGAUACUUAUAUUCUACCGGAACAAAAAUACCAAGCGAUGGUCUAGCGCUCAAAUCAAUUGAUUGCUUCGGACGUUAUUUUUCAUCGUAAUUAUCAAUCACUAAUUGUUAGCACUAAUGAUGAUGAUAAUAACGAUGAUUAAAUUUUGUACAUUUCAAAUUAUAGUUCCGUUAUUGAAUUUCGUAGUUUAAAAAAUUGUAAUUAGUUAUUGAUACAUACAUUGUUUAAUUGUAUAAGUCCACACUUAAUUUAUUUAGAAAAUUAAUUAUUAUAUUACAUAUAUAGUAACUAAUUUUUUUUGUAUUACCUGCAUUGUAACUCUGAGGUCAAGUGUCUUUAGCCAGUCAAAACGAACCAAUCGCAGAAAUUGAUCAGCUUCUGCUCGUUAAAUUAGCUUAUGACUUUGUUUUGUCUCCGCCAUCAUCGCGUUGGUUCGCUAUAGACUUUUAUUUGAGUUCCGUUAAAAAAAUUGAAAGUUAAUAUAAAGUCAUUGUUUUCUAUGUCAAAUUUGCUCACUCUCUAAAAGUGAAGAAGUGAAUCUGCAAUAAUUUUCACAAAUUCAAGUUUAGAGAGUAUUAUUUUUUUUCCCGCGCUACAAAUUUUUUGAAUAUGUGGUAGCACUAUCACUCUAAAUUAGUGAAUCUUCACUAAUCUUGUUCUAGAGAAUAUACAAAAGAAAAGAAUUUUAGAAAACUAUAGUAUGAUUUUUUUUUUACCACGUUACCAGUUCGAAAUUCGUCUAAUGUGGCUUUAGACUUACAAACUCACUUUUUCAAUGCAGGUUACAUGGAAAUUAUAUUGCGUGUCCCAGAAUUAAACACGAUGUGAACUUGUCGUGUUUCAUCUCUUGUCACGCAAUAUACUAUCGUUCAAGCGCAAUGAUCUCGUUAAGAAAAAACAAAAACAACAUUAUUAUCUAAAGAGAUUUAGAUUUUGGAUUUAGAUUCGGAUUAACCGAUUGUUUUACUGGUUUAAUUAACUUGCAUUAUACACGAUCAUCGCUUUUCCCGUCAUGUCAUAGUGUGGAGUUAAUUGUCUUUCAAAAAUCUGCCUGCAUUAUAAAUAUUCCACAAUUUUGACGUUUUUUUUUUUUUUUUUCAUUAAUUAUCUAAUGAUUUUUUUUUUUAUUCAUGUUCAUUGUUUAGUCUUUCACAAAAGGCCAAAUUCUGUAUCAAAAUGCGUAUUGUUUUUUUUUUUUUCUUACCAAUUGUUUGUUAAUAUAAUUAUAAUGCCAGGAUCUUUUGUGUUUAAUCACAAAUAUCUUAUAAUUUUUUGUAUUGUUAUAAUGUUAUAUAGAUAAAUUACGAUAGGUUCAUAUCAAAGAGGAUCAGUAAGACAAAUUGUAAAUAUUUAUAGUAAUUAGUAUGAAUGAUGCUAAAUUAAGAUAAAUAAUAAGAUACGUGUAAGAUUUAAUAAAUUUAUUUCAUUGCUGAUUAAUACGUAUGUGUAUAUAUAUAAAUAUAUUAUUGUAUAUCUAUAGGCAUGGGUGAGGUGAAACGAGAUAGUGUGGCAAAAUAGGACAUCAUUUUUUAACAAUGAAAUCUUUUUUUCCUAAAUUUUUAUAUAAAUCUCUAGAAAAAAUAUUAGGUAAGUUGGUCAUAGUUUAGAAUUUUGAUCGAAAAAAUUUUUUUCGUGUUGGCUAAAAUUAAAAAUAGAAAAAUGCUAAUGCCCGUAAAAAAAAUAUAAAAAAAUUUUAAUUCUAUGUUUCAAUUAAAAACAAUUCUGAAACAAAAUUAAAUAUCAAUUUCACGUCGAAGGUGAAUUUAUAAAAAAAAUCCAUUUUACUCCCAAGUUGAAUUUUUGCUGAUUAAUAAUUUACUAACUUAGUUGAUUAACACGAGAAAUUUUAUUUUGGUCACAAUUAGAAACUUCUGUACUAGAAGUAACCAAUUCACCCUAUAAUUUAUGUAGAAAUUUUAUACAAACAUUUACGAAAAAAAAAUUUUAUGUUCUCGUUAAAAAAUGUCCCAUUUCGCUACAUUGAGUCAUUUUGUUCCACCUUCACCUACACGAGAAAUUAUUCUCGUUUCAAGAGCUAUGAUUUGAUGAUAAAGCUGGACCACGUCAGCCAACUGCAGAAUUUGAAAUAAACCCAUGCGAAAAUUACUAUGGCCACAGUAAAAUAGAUAACGAUUAUAUCCCAAAUUAUUGUAACCACUAUCAGUUUUACUAUGACCAUAGUAAGUUUCGCUGUGGUUAUUUCAAUUUCCACCAGAUGGCCACAUGGUCCGACUCUACCAUGACACCAUAGGAUUUCAAACGAUAAUAAUUUCUCCGUGUAUAUAUAAGUUUAAAUCGUUGACCGCAAAGUAAUAAUCAAGGAUAAUAUCAAAAUAUUAAUUAUAAUAUAUAUACAAUAUUAUAUGUAUAUUAAAUUUAAUUAAUUGAUAAUUCAAAUGCAAGCUCUUGAUUAUUACUGUUAGCAUGUACUCUCGUGAUUAUUCUGUGGAAUAGACUGUAAACUAUUAACUUAAGAUAAUUGAUUAAUUAAUACCCAGAUUAUCAGUAAUAUUACAUAUAAGAUACUUAGCCUAUUAAAUCGGGAGAAAGAGAUAAAGUAUAAAUAUAAAUAAGUAAAAAGCAUUAUAUUAGUACAUAUUAAUGUAAUCGUCGUGUAUAUUUUAUGGAUACAGCUAAUAAUUAUUGAUCGAAUUAAAUAAUCAAUACUAAAUCACGCAAUUGAUUAGUUAAUGAGUUAAUUGUACUUAAUUAUUAUUGUUUAAACGAUAAAAGAUAUUACUUAAUUGUAAUCAAACAAUUACUAUACGUAACUCUGUAAAGGAGUUAAGAACUUUGUAAUAAAAGUAAAUUUAAUAAUAAUUAAUGUAAUGCUAUCGUACGUAUAAAUAUUUAUGCAAAUGUAAA